This is a messenger RNA of Fibroporia radiculosa, 663 nucleotides long. RefSeq lists its product as uncharacterized. Bases 1 to 663 code for a protein of 220 amino acids. The transcript is spliced from 4 exons. The record is from RefSeq and is a predicted model, not a curated record. NCBI's taxonomy places the organism in Eukaryota, Fungi, Basidiomycota, Agaricomycetes, Polyporales, Fibroporiaceae.
AUGUCUACUCGAGUCGAUUCUCCCGCUCCUCCCACUGUUCCAGCCGGCCAGAGUGACGCGCGCUUUGAUACCUCCGUAGCUUGGGCACAGGCAGAGGCUUCCACCAACAAGCUCUCCAGGGAGAUUGGUCAGAAUGCGGCACAGAUACAAGCUGCCGCAGGACAGGCUGCCGACGAAGCUCAACGUCACGAACCUCAAGUAAUCUCCGCAGUGAACCAACUGGAGGCUGGACGCGCUGUGAGCGAGAAGACAACCCAGGCUACCUCGCAGGGCAUGUUCGACGUCGAGAACGCCAAAGCAACUGCUGCCAGCGCUGUUGAGCAAGCUAAGAAUAUGGCAAAUAAUGCUUACCAGAGUGCACAGUCAUUGUUCAAUAAUCCGCAAUCGUCAGAUACGUCAACAAUGGGGAAUGUGUCUUCCACCGUUCAGUCUACGGCUUCGAGUGCCUUCCAAACAGGCAAAGAGUACCUCGCAUCGGCGCAAAGUGCUGUACAGCCCCACAUUGAGAAGGCGAAAGAUAUGAUGGCUGGAAGCCCCGGCUCGACACAACAACCGAGUGCUCCAGCAGCUAGCACAGCUCCGCUUGAGUCUGGCAACCAAGUCGUCGAGAAUCCGUACCCCGCAACCACGACGGGACAGACGACCCGAGUCGGCGAAAUCUGA